Molecule: messenger RNA, 6534 nt
Organism: Hirundo rustica (Barn swallow)
Lineage: Eukaryota; Metazoa; Chordata; Aves; Passeriformes; Hirundinidae
Gene: CACNA1H
Product: calcium voltage-gated channel subunit alpha1 H
Biological process (GO): positive regulation of calcium ion-dependent exocytosis; neuronal action potential; sodium ion transmembrane transport
Cellular component (GO): plasma membrane; neuron projection; voltage-gated calcium channel complex
Molecular function (GO): voltage-gated sodium channel activity; low voltage-gated calcium channel activity
Source: RefSeq, a predicted model, not a curated record
AUGAGGAUCCUGGUCACGCUGCUGCUGGACACUCUGCCUAUGUUAGGCAACGUCCUCCUCCUCUGCUUCUUCGUCUUCUUCAUCUUCGGGAUCGUCGGGGUCCAGCUCUGGGCAGGGCUGCUCAGGAACAGGUGCUUCCUAGACAGGAAUUUUGCCAUGACCUACAACCUGACCUUCCUUCACCCCUACUACCGCCCGGACGAGGCGGAGGAGAACCCCUUCAUCUGCUCCUCGCACCGGGAGAACGGCAUGCAGCGCUGCUCCAACAUUCCCAGCAGGAAGGAGUCCAAGGUGGAGUGCACGCUGGGCAUGGACUCCUACAGCCCGGGCCUGGCCGGCGCCGAGGCCGGCCGGAAUUCCUGCAUCAACUGGAACCAGUACUACAACGUCUGCAUGGCCGGGGACCUGAACCCCCACAACGGGGCCAUCAACUUCGACAACAUCGGGUACGCCUGGAUCGCCAUUUUUCAGGUGAUAACCCUGGAAGGAUGGGUGGACAUCAUGUAUUACGUGAUGGAUGCGCACUCUUUUUACAAUUUUAUAUAUUUUAUAUUGCUUAUCAUAGUUGGCUCCUUCUUCAUGAUUAACCUGUGCCUGGUGGUGAUAGCCACCCAGUUCUCGGAGACCAAGCAGCGGGAGAACCAGCUGAUGCAGGAGCAGCGGGCGCGCUACCUGUCCAACGACAGCACCAUCGCCAGCUUCUCGGAGCCGGGCAGCUGCUACGAGGAGCUGCUCAAGUACAUCUGCCACAUCUUCAGGAAGGUCAAGAGGAGGACGCUCCGCCUCUACAACAACUGGCAGAGCAAACGCCGCAAGAAGGUCAACCCCAACAGCGGCGGCGGCGGCGGGCAGAGCCAGCGCGGCAGGAGGAGGAUCACCUCCAUCCACCACCUGAUCCACCACCACCACCACCACCACCACCACCACUACCACAUCAGCAACGGCAGCCCGCGGGGGCCUCGGGCCCACCCCGAGCUCUGCCAGCUGGAGCUGCAGCUGGUGAAGCCCGGCCAGCAGCUGAUGCUCCCCGCUCCCGCCGCUCCCCGCGCCGACGCCGGCGCCGUGCACAGCAUCUACCACGCCGACUGCCACGUGGAGGGGCCCCCCGGGGCGUGCAAGGCCACCGGGGCCACCAAAGGGGCCGGGCUGGGCGGCCACGGCGGCAUGAACUACCCCACCAUCCUGCCCUCCCCCGGCGGCAAGGGCGGCUCCGCGGCGCCGAGCAAAGGGAAGAGGAACGGGAAUUCUCCGGUGGCCGUGGCGAACAGCCCGGGGAGUUUGGGGCUGGAUUCCUACGGGAAGCUGCAGCAGCUGGUGGGAGAGCAUGGUCUCCGCCGGACGCCCAGCCGGCUGUCGGGGCUGAGCGCGGCCGGGGCGCUGCCCGGCUCCCGGCUCAGCUGCGAGCUGCAGGACUGUCCCUUCUGCGCCAGCCUCCUGGACGACCCCGACUUGGCCCUCAGCGACUCCGACAGCCACGGCGACUCCGACAGCAACGGCGUCUACGAGUUCACGCAGGACCUGCGCCACGGCGACCACCGGGACCAGCUGCAGCAGCAGCAGCAGCGGGGCAGGAGGAGGAGGAAGAAGAAGAAGGCCAAGGAGAGGAACAAGGUGACCAAGCUGUGGAAGGCAUUCAGCGCCAAGCUCAAGAGGAUCGUGGAGAGCAAAUACUUCAACCGCGGGAUCAUGAUCGCCAUCCUCAUCAACACCCUCAGCAUGGGCAUCGAGUACCACGAGCAGCCCGACGAGCUGACCAACGCCUUGGAGAUCAGCAACAUCGUCUUCACCAGCAUGUUUGCCCUGGAGAUGCUCCUGAAGCUCCUGGCCUUUGGAAUCUUCGGCUACAUCAAGAACCCCUACAACAUCUUCGACGGGAUCAUCGUGGUCAUCAGCGUGUGGGAGAUCAUCGGGAGUCGGACGGGGGGCCUGUCCGUGCUCCGCACCUUCCGGCUGCUCCGCGUUCUCAAGCUGGUGCGCUUCAUGCCCGCCCUGCGCCGCCAGCUCGUGGUGCUCAUGAAGACCAUGGACAACGUGGCCACCUUCUGCAUGCUGCUCAUGCUCUUCAUCUUCAUCUUCAGCAUCCUCGGCAUGCAUCUUUUCGGAUGCAGUCAGCUGAAAACCGACACGGGAGACACCGUUCCGGACAGGAGAUUUGAUUCCUUGCUUUGGGCCAUUGUGACCGUGUUCCAGAUCCUCACGCAGGAGGACUGGAACGUGGUGCUCUACAACGGCAUGGCCUCCACCUCCUCCUGGGCCGCCCUCUACUUCGUGGCGCUGAUGACCUUCGGCAAUUACGUGCUCUUCAACCUCCUGGUGGCCAUCCUGGUGGAAGGGUUCCAGGCAGAGGGAGAUGCCAACAGGUCAGACACAGACGAGGACAAGACAUCUGCCAACUUCGAGGACGAGUUUGAGAAGCUGAAAGACCUCAGAGCCACAGAGAUGAAGAUGUACUCGCUGGCUGUCACCCCCAACGGGCACCUGGAGGGCCGGGGGGCCGCGCCCCCGCCCAUCAUCAUGCGCACCGCCGCCACCCCGAUGCCCACCCCAAAGUGCUCCCCGCACCUGGACUCCCUGCACGCCCUGGGGGACUCGAGGAGGGGCAGCAACGCCUCGCUGGACCCCACGGGCUACGACCAGAAGUCCUUGUCCAGCCUCCGCAGCUCCCCCUGCGCCAACUGGGGCACCGGCAGCAACUGGGGCAGCCGCCGCUCCAGCUGGAACAGCUGGGCCAGGGCGCCCAGCCUCAAGAAGAAGAACCAGUCGGGCUGAGUAACGGGAAUCGCUGCUGUCGGAGAGGGAAAAGGCCAGCAGGACGACGACUCGGACGACGCCAAGUCCAGCACGCUCAGCCGGCCCUCGCUGCCCCGGCGGGCGGAAUCCCUGGAUUACCGCGGCUCCCAGGAGCUGCCCGAGCUGCUGCAGGUGCCCUCGGUGCGCCAGCUCGGGCUGGGCCCCGCCGCGCUGCUGCCCGCCGAGUUCCACGACUGCAACGGCAAGACGGGACACGGCCCCGCCGAGUUCUUCCUCAGGGUGGACGGGCACAAGGAGGACGGCCUGGACUAUGAGGAUGACAUGGAGGACAGUUGUUGCUACCGGAUCCGCAAAGCCCUGGAGCCCUACAAACCCCAGUGGUGCAAGACCCACGAGGACUGGUCCCUCUACUUGUUCUCCCCACAGAACAGGUUCCGAGCGACGUGCCAGAAGGUCAUUGCCCACAAAAUGUUUGACCACGUGGUGCUGGUCUUUAUCUUCCUCAACUGCAUCACCAUAGCUCUGGAGAGACCGGACAUCGACCCCCUGAGCACGGAAAGGAUAUUCCUAAGCGUCUCUAAUUACAUCUUCACUGCCAUCUUCGUGGCUGAAAUGAUGGUUAAGGUGGUGGCCCUUGGCUUUUUCUCCGGGGAGAACACGUACCUGCAGAGCAGCUGGAACGUCCUGGACGGAGUCCUGGUCUUUGUCUCCAUCAUUGACAUCAUUGUGUCCAUGGCAUCAGCAGGAGGAGCCAAAAUCCUGGGAGUCCUUCGUGUGCUGAGGCUUCUGCGGACCCUGAGGCCGCUCCGAGUCAUCAGCAGAGCCCCAGGUCUGAAGCUGGUGGUGGAAACCUUGAUCUCCUCCUUGAGGCCUAUUGGGAAUAUUGUUCUCAUCUGCUGUGCUUUCUUCAUUAUCUUCGGGAUUUUAGGGGUCCAGCUUUUUAAAGGCAAGUUCUACUACUGUGAUGGCCCCGAUGUCAAAAACAUCACCACGAAGGCCGACUGCACCAACGCUCACUACAGAUGGGUCCGGAGGAAGUACAACUUCGACAACUUGGGGCAGGCCCUGAUGUCCCUGUUUGUCCUCUCCUCCAAGGACGGCUGGGUGAACAUCAUGUACGACGGGCUGGAUGCCGUGGGCAUUGACCAACAGCCCAUCCAGAACCACAACCCUUGGAUGCUGCUCUACUUCAUCUCCUUCCUGCUCAUCGUCAGCUUCUUCGUGCUCAACAUGUUCGUGGGGGUGGUGGUGGAGAACUUCCACAAGUGCCGGCAGCACCAGGAGGCGGAGGAGGCGCGGCGCCGGGAGGAGAAGCGGCUGCGCCGCCUGGAGAAAAAGCGCAGGAAAGCCCAGCGCAGGCCCUACUACGCCGACUACUCACCGGCCAGGAGAUCCAUCCACAGCCUGUGCACCAGCCACUACCUCGACCUCUUCAUCACCUUCAUCAUCGGCGUCAACGUCAUCACCAUGUCCAUGGAGCACUACAACCAGCCCAAGUCCCUGGAUGAAGCCCUCAAGUACUGCAACUACGUCUUCACCAUCGUCUUCGUGUUCGAGGCGCUGCUGAAGUUGGUGGCCUUUGGUUUCCGGAGGUUUUUUAAGGACAGGUGGAACCAGCUGGACCUGGCCAUAGUCCUGCUGUCCAUUGUGGGGAUCACGCUGGAGGAGAUCGAGAUGAACGCUGCCCUUCCCAUCAACCCCACCAUCAUCCGCAUCAUGAGGGUGCUCAGGAUCGCCAGAGUGCUGAAACUGCUGAAAAUGGCCACGGGCAUGAGAGCUCUGCUGGACACGGUGGUGCAAGCCCUGCCCCAGGUAGGGAACCUUGGCCUACUUUUUAUGCUCCUGUUUUUUAUCUAUGCUGCCCUGGGAGUGGAAUUGUUUGGCAAGCUCGAUUGCAGCGAAGAGAAUCCCUGCGAGGGCCUGAGCCGCCACGCCACCUUCACCAACUUCGGCAUGGCCUUCCUCACCCUCUUCAGGGUGUCCACGGGGGACAACUGGAACGGGAUCAUGAAGGACACGCUCCGGGAGUGCACCCGGGAGGACAAGCACUGCCUCAGCUACCUGCCCGUCAUCUCCCCCGUCUACUUCGUCACCUUCGUCCUCAUCGCCCAGUUCGUGCUGGUCAACGUGGUGGUGGCGGUGCUGAUGAAACACCUGGAGGAGAGCAACAAGGAGGCCAAGGAGGACGCGGAGAUGGACGCUGAGAUCGAGCUGGAGAUGUCCAAAGGGAGCAACACCGCCAGCGGGAGCAGGAGCGGGGCGGCGGAGAGCCGGGCGCUGCACGGGAAGCAGGAGCACGCCAAGGGGAAGCACCAAGCCCUGGGCAGCGCAGCCUCGCUGAGGCCCCAGGAUUCCCAGAAUCUGCUGACGGUCCGGAAGAUCUCCGUGUCCCGGAUGCACUCCCUGCCCAACGACAGCUACAUGUUCCGGCCCGUGACCCCGGCCAAGGCGCCGCUGCCGCUGCACGAGGUGGAGAUGGAAACUUAUCCCUGCAAAGCCCAAAGAGGAUCCAUCACCUCCAUCCGCUCCCAGCCCGUGGGGACGAGCUCCUGGCUGAGGGUGCCCCCGGAGUCGCUGCCGCCGGCCGCGCGCUGCCCCGGCCACGAAGGGCGGCACCGCUGGAAGGUCCUGGCCCCCCAGGGCACCCCCCGAUCUCCUGCUCUCAGCAAGCUGCUCUGCAGACAGGAGGCCGUUCGGACGGACUCGGUAGACGGACAGACCCCGGAGCGCAAAGACAGCCUGCAAGCAGAGCCUGGAGAGCCCCAACCAUCAGCAAAGCAGUCCCAGAGCUCCCUCACGCCCAGCCCUCUCCAUUCCCCGCUCCCGGACACCCCUCCGCGCUCCCCUCCGUCCUCCCCGCGCCGGCCCCUCAGCCCCCUGGCACGGAAGCACACGUGUGGCCAGCACGGCACUCCCAGCCGGCCACCCAGCCCCGCCAGCCCCGAGGGCCCCGAGGGCUGCCAGGGCGAGCCCUCGGACCUGGCUGACGAGGAGGUCCGGCACAUCAACAGCUCGGCCAAAGACUGGGCAGAGGAGAGCUCGGACCCCGGCAGCCGCUCCACCUCGCCCUUCACCUCCCCGGCCCCGUCCCCCGUGCCCCUCAAGAACUGCAGCACAAGCAGCCUCUCCCGCAAGGAGAAGGACUUGAAGAAGUUCUACAGCACCGACGCCAAGGGCUUCCUCAGCAAGCCCAGCUGGGCCGACGAGCAGCGGCGGCACUCCAUCGAGAUCUGCCCCUCCGGCGGCGCCACGGACCGCGGCUUCCAGGAGCCGGCCGAGGACAAGCAGCGUCCCCUCGGGCACGUCCAGCCGGAGGCCGAGUACAUCCACGGAGCCCGGAGGAAGAAGAAGAUGAGCCCGCCCUGCAUUUCUAUAGAUCCUCCCAUGGAGGACGACGGCGCGGCGGCCCCGCGCACCAAACCCUCCGAGAACACCCUGCUGCGGAGGAGAACGCCGUCCUGCGAGUUCCCGGCCUACCGAGAAUCCCUGGAGCUCCCGGAGAGCCAGCCCUCGUGCCGCGGGGAGCACCUCAGCGUGCCCAACUUCUCCUUCGAGCAGCUGGACGGCGGCUCCUUGAGCGGCCUCUCGGAGCGGCUGGACGGCGGCCAGCCCACGCCGGCCUCCGCGGACUCGGAGCUGAGAAAGACGGAUCACUUAAAAACUCAGCGGGGCAACGGCGAGAGGGGCAAAGAGCUGCUGGGCACCGCCAAGAGCCCCCUGCGGAAGCAGGACUUGGGGCCCGUGACUGUCGCCACAGAAGAAGGCACGGAGGACCCAGUAUAG